AUGGGUGUAAAUGUUUUAUCUCAGAUAAUUGAUAAUGUAAAAAAUGCUGGUAUGUACAGCGUUAUAAUGGACGAAACUCAAGAUUUAAAAAAACAUGAACAAGUUUCUAUUGAUCUGAGAUACUGUGAUAAAAGAUUAAAUGUGAUAGAAAAUUUUAUUGGUUUUUAUAAAACUGACAAAUUGGAUGGUGAAACCCUUUCAAAUUUAUUAAAAAGUACUUUGCAAUCUUUGGACUUAAAAAUUGAAAACAUGAGAGGACAAUGCUACGAUGGAGCUGCCUCAAUGCGUGGUUCUUAUUCUGGAGUAGCUAAACGAAUACGAGAUGAAAAUAAACUAGCUUUGUAUGUGCAUUGUUAUGCGCAUAUACUUAAUUUGUGUGUAGUUGAUGUUUGUGGUAAAGUAGCUCCAAUUAGAAACAUGUUUGGCGAAGUUUCGAUACUCAAACUUAGAAUCAGCAGUAUCGAACAAUCCAAUCUAAAUAACUACAUCGAUAUAACCGGAAUACCUCAAACCAAAAAUGAAAACUGUUCUGAAAUAGUAAAACAAAUUGGAUUAAAAACAAACACCAUUAUCAACGUCAUAGAAGCAAAUAGAAUAUAUAUCACCAACGAUAAGAACAGUAUCAUUGUAGCCAAACUGGAAACGAACGAGAUGAAAAAAAAAUUUAUUCGCAAUAGCAAAAUUUCCAAGCUCUCGCCAAAUAUUAUUCAUAAUGAAUGGUCUAAUGAAAUCAAAGUGUAUAUCAAUGAAAGGCUAAAAAAAGACCGUCGAAUUAUAUUUGGACAAGCGAGAGCAGCUGGAAGAGAAAAAAAAUUCAAAUUUGUAUGGGUCAACAAUGGUGACAUUCUCCUAAAAAAAGAAGAAAGUUCUAAAACAAUACGCAUAAGAACACCGCAAGACCUAGAGAAAAUGUGA
Messenger RNA from Acyrthosiphon pisum (pea aphid), 915 nucleotides. RefSeq names its product zinc finger MYM-type protein 1-like. The transcript is spliced from 2 exons. The record is from RefSeq and is a predicted model, not a curated record. Bases 1 to 915 code for a protein of 304 amino acids. NCBI's taxonomy places the organism in Eukaryota, Metazoa, Arthropoda, Insecta, Hemiptera, Aphididae.